Papaver somniferum (opium poppy) is the source of this 1545-nucleotide messenger RNA. RefSeq lists its product as uncharacterized. Lineage: Eukaryota; Viridiplantae; Streptophyta; Magnoliopsida; Ranunculales; Papaveraceae. The record is from RefSeq and is a predicted model, not a curated record. Bases 1 to 1545 code for a protein of 514 amino acids. The transcript has 5 exons.
AUGAGAGAAUUCAAUGAAUGUUUGAAUUAUUAUGGUCUCAUUCAAGCUCCGAAAUCUGGUUUGGAGUUCUCUUGGUGCAAUAACAGAGCAGGGAAAAAAAGAUUCAUUUGCAAUCUAGAUAGGGAAGUGUUUAAUGACAAAUGGUUGGAAUUAUAUCCUAGCUGGGGUUACAAAGUUGGUAUAAGAAGCAUCUCAAAUCAUGGAGUUCUUUAUGGUGCAAAUGCUGAUAUCCCAAAGCCUAGGAAUGUUCCUUUUAGAGAACUAAAGGUUUGGAAAUCUCAUCCUGACUUUUUAAAGAAAAUUCAAGCUUCUUGGAAUAAAAUGAUUAGAGGAAAUCCAAUCUAUAUCUUUAUAAACAUUGUUCUUCUGAAUAAUUUAGUUACAGCUAGAGGAAAGCAGGAGGUCCUUGUUAAGCAACAAAAAGAAAUAAAUCAACAGAAAUCAAGAGUAAAGUGGCUGAAAGAAGGAGCUUCAAACUCAAAUUUCUUUCAUAUAAACAUGAAACUGAGACAAUCACAGAAUGUAAUUGUUGAAUUAGAAGAUGAAAAUGGGAAUAUAGUAGAUAUCCCUCAUCUUGUGAGUGAAGAAGAAAAUGUUUUCUUAGAUGCUAUUCCAUCCGAUGAAGAGGUGAAAAGAGCAGCUUUUGAGAUUGACCCGGAUAGUGCCCCUGGACCAGAUGGCUUUGUAGGGUGGUUUUAUAGAUAUGCUUGGGAAAUAAUGGGUAAUGACUUAACAAAAGCUAUUCAGUAUUGCUGGAGAUGUGGGUUUAUUCCACAAGGUUUCAAUGCAAAUUUUUUACUACUUCUUCCAAAAGUCAACAAUGCAAAAAAAGCUGGCCAGUUUAGACCAAUUGGAUUAAUGAACUUCAGUUUUAAAGUGAUUACUAAGAUUAUAUCCUCAAGAUUUGGAAGUUUAAUACAAAGAAUUGUAUCUCCUCAACAAGAUGACAUAUUUUUGUUCUGCAAUGGUGAUAAAAGAAAUGUUAAGAAACUAGCAGCACUGCUCAAAGAUUAUCAAGAUGCUUCAGGUCAAAUCUUCAAUCUUGCAAAAAGUAAAUGUUUCAUUGGUGGAACUAGUGAGCUGAGAAAACAAAAAAUUGCUAAUGAAUGCAGAAUGCUUCUUGCUACUUUUCCAGACAAGUAUUUAGGUAUAAUACUAACACCAGGAAGAAUCAAAUCUCAGCAUGUUUGGAAUUGUAUAGAGAAAAUACAAGCAAGCUUAGCAGGAUGGAUGGGUGACCCUGCAAAAAGAAAGAGUAUUGUGCUAAAAUGGGACAAGGUAUGUUCUCCAUUUGAAGAAGGUGGUCUUGGGUUGAGAAUAUUGGAGAUCAUGAAUAAACCAAUGCUUAUGAAGCUUUGGUGGAAAAUGUUAAAUAGUAAAGAAGAAUGGGCAAGAUACUUUCAAGGAAAAUUCUUAACCAAGAAUGGUGAGUGGAUUGGGUACUAUAAGAAAUCUUCUAUACUUCCAGGCUUGAAAUGGAUUUCAGAAGAUGUGAAAAAUUCUACAAGAUGGAUAGUUGGUAAUGGUGCAAAGAUAUCAGUUUGA